AGUCCAAAAACAGCCAGAGACCAGUGUUUGGGAAACCCUGGCCCAAAGCAUCCAGGGAACCACGGUUUGUUAAGGGAUCUGGGAACUGUAGUUUUGUGAAGGGCAAAACUACAGUUCCCGGGCUUCUUAAAAUCCAUGUGCUUUUAAGUGAAUAUUACAUGCACAGCCAGCCUGUCUCCUCUGCUGUUCUGCCUGUGGGUUUUUUCUUUUCUUUCGCACUUGUCUGCAGCACCCGCUGCUGUUCCCCUCCUGCCUUUGUCCUGGAGCCAAGGCAGACUUAAUUUAGCUCCCCUAAUCUUUCCCUCUCUGCCACUAGCCAGUACCUUCCCUCUUUUUUAAAAAAGAAGUUUGUUCCUUUCCCUCAGCUCCAAACAGCCUUUAUCUCCUCUCGAAAGACCAGGGAGGCCCAGCCAUACGGAUCCUGAGGGGUAGGUGUGAGGGGCUGUACGGGGCAGGUAGCAAAGCAAUUCCCCCACCCCUUUUCUGGGGAAAGGAGACAAGAAGACCCCAAGGGCACUGCUGUUGGGCAGGAACAGCCAUGGACUUGUGGUUCCUUCUGCCUCUGUGUGGGAUCUUGAUAAGAUCUGCAGUAGCAGAACCAGCACAACCCAAUGACAUUCCACAUGACCCAUUCAAUUAUGAUUACCACUCGCUGAGAAUCGGGGGGCUGGUUGUUGCUGUCGUCCUGUUCCUGCUUGGCAUUCUCAUUGUGCUCAGUCGACGUUGUCGCUGCAAGUUCAACCAGCAACAGAGGACGGGUGAACCUGAUGAGGAGGAGGGAGCCCUGCGCAGCUCAAUUCGGCGUUUAUCCACAAGGAUGAGAUAGAAGAAGCUAAAACUGGCUGCUCCUGACAUGUCGUUCCCCCCCAUGAUCCAGAGUGUUCCUGUCUCUGCACUGCACACAGCCCUCGCCUCCCUGCUCCCCAGCAAGCCGCCUGCCUUUUGCACCAAACCUGGCAAAUGCCAGGCCUGCUGUCUUCGUGGUGAUCCCAGCCUAACUUGGAAGUGCUUAGCUUGCUGCGAGACUCCGAUUUCCCUCACAGAGAGAGAGAGAGGGGUUGCCGUCCAGCACAUUUUGCUCAAGCUUAGUCCUGAUCCUAGGCGAUGGGGGAUACAAAUUCUGCCUUCCUGGUGCCCAAACGGUUACGGUGAGACUUCCCAAGAGCGGUGGUAGAAAUGAUUUUCAGACAUAUCUAGGCAUAAAGGCUGGCAGCUCUGUCCAUGAAAAGAAAGCAGAAGGGGUGUUCUUGUUCCAGAGAAGCUCAUCCAAAGUGGGGUGUUGCUUCCAUUGGCCUUUCAGAUUGUCACUCGGUGCAAGUGCAGAGUGCAGAGUGCAAGGCAGCAAGGCAGCCUUUUCUGACUCGGUGCGUUCCAGAUCUCGUUGGACUCCCAAUUCCCAUCAAACCUGGCCAGCGUGCCCACUGGCCAGGGAUGAAGGGAGUUGCAGUCCUGACAACAUUUGGAAGGCACUGUUUUGGGGGAAGCUGCAGGAGAGCACUGUCUCCAGAAGUUGUUGGCACCUGUCUGUCUUGAGAGACAACGGAGUGCGCCUCGGGGGUGAAGUCUAAUCGCUGCGUUAGCAGCACCAGAGUGACCUCCCUGGGGCACAAGCCCGGGCAAUGUGUAUGAAGGUCCCGGGCUGCCCAGUUGGCAAGACCCCUCUCGGCCUUGCUGACGUGGCCCAAAGGAAAGCAGAGCAAUACAUUUGACAGCAGCUUGGCCGUAGGAGUUGCUGGACAGAGGCAUACAAGGCACCAUCCAACCACCUUGGGAACUGCAGAUUUGUGUAGGGUUUACUCCUUAGCCUUGUCUUCUGAAGAUAUCCCUCAAGGCAGCAGAUGUUGAGGAUCAGAGUCUUCCUUCUCCUGGAUGGGCUGCCUUUCCAAGUUGACAAGGAGCCCCAUUUGCCCCUCACUUCCCUCUGCAGGAUGUGCAGAAAUCGCCUCCUUGACCAUUGGGCCCACUAUUGGUCUCAUCCACCCAAACUGCUGGAGCCUGUCUUCAUAUGCAGGGGAAGUCCUUAACUCCCUGAGGAUUUGAGACCCAUCGGCUACCCUUGCCUGGUUUAGCUGGCCACUUGAAGCCAUUUCCCAGAGUGUGGCUGCUGUCAUGCUGACAGCUUCUAGGAGCCACGCAUGAGAGCUGAGUGCAGGGUGGGGCACAAAGCUGAACAAACUACCCCAGAAGGAGCACAAUGUGUCCCCCAUCAGAGGUACUACCCCUCUCCUAACACCCCACCCCCACGCCCAGGAAGAGGGUGAUGAAUAAUGCAGCCCUAACCGUGAGGCUCCCUAACCAGGAUUUUGCAAUUCCCCUAGAGCCUUUUUUUUGUAUUUAGCAGCUGCAGCCACAAGACGUAGCGGGGAAUGUUCAUUUUGUUCCUGUCUGGUGGAGUGUGAGUUCCCAGCCCUGCCAAAUGCACAAUCAUACACUCUUAUAAAUGGGAAGGGAGUAUGAGAUCUUUUUUUUCUUACGAGAGUAAACUGAGGCUUUUCUUUCUUGAACAAAAAAUAGUGACAGUUUCGACAGGAUGAAGAAGCUCUGGCUUUAUUUCUAGCUUUAUUUUUGCCAAGACCUUCCUACAGCCAGUGCAGAAUAUCCAGCUGUUGAGCUAGCUGGAUCUAACCAACCAGGGAUGCGGGAGCCGUAACCCUUCCAGAUGUGAUAGGACUCUCAACUCAAUUGCCUAUGGUAACUGGGGCGGAUGGGAGUCCAGCUCCAAAUUAGAGUGCCACGUCUUCCCCAUCCUUAGCCUAAAUCUUUGCCUGUGCCAUAGCAAUGCAACCUGGCUCUGAAAAUCCAGACCUGAACUGGAAAUCUACUCCCAAGUGCGGAUGCUUCAAAUAAUAAAACCUGGAGGCAGAAAGUAAUUCCCGCCUUUGGCCUGAGUGUGUACGCUAGUUCUCCUGUUAAACCGCCUUCGCCUGCUUGGAAAAAUGACUCUCAGUUGUAGGCUAACCUUGCUGCGUGCUGUAUCAUUUGAGGUGACCUGCGUUCUCUUGCAGCAGAGCAGUGUGGUCUCUUUCCAGCAGAGGGCAGUGCUAUAACAUUCACCUGCUUCAGUUCCCUCUAGGGCUAGGCUGUGUAGGAGGAGCAGGUGUGGGUGGCACCUGUCAAAGCUUAAUGCCUGAUGCUUUUUGUACUGCUGGCCCUUAGGAAAGCUCUCCACUGAGCCCUGUCCCCCUGGUUUCGCUGACCCCUUUCUGUGUUUCUGACCUUUUAUGUCUGCCAAGUCUCUUCCACGACAUUAAAAUGCUACUUUCUCCAGCUGC
Messenger RNA from Zootoca vivipara (common lizard), 3272 nucleotides. RefSeq names its product FXYD domain containing ion transport regulator 1 (gene FXYD1). The record is from RefSeq and is a predicted model, not a curated record. Gene Ontology annotation, biological process: regulation of sodium ion transmembrane transporter activity; monoatomic ion transport. Gene Ontology annotation, cellular component: membrane. Gene Ontology annotation, molecular function: sodium channel regulator activity. NCBI's taxonomy places the organism in Eukaryota, Metazoa, Chordata, Lepidosauria, Squamata, Lacertidae.